AUGAACCGAGAAAGAAACUCAAAGAGGAUAUUGUGCGCGUCACAAGCACGCAACCCUUUGAACACGGUCUCAUACCAUUCAACUUUCCAAAUAAUCUCCGUCGCCAAUCUCUCUAGAAUUUUCUUCUCCCGCCUCCGUGGACAGUGGUCGAAUCUCCAAACCCUAAUUUCUAAAUGCAAUUCCGAUCCACAAAUUCUCUUACUACCUCGAUCUCCUCUUUGGGGGCUUUUAUUCUCUGAUCUUUCAUGUCUCGCUUUGUGGAAGGACUUUAGAGUUCUCCUCCCUUCAUCUCCCCCAUGGAGGGCUCUGCGGUUGAGGAUCUCGGAGCACCGGAGUCAUGGGAGGUCGCUGAUUUGGACGAAGCCAUGAGUCGAUUGAUGCUCCCUUCUUCAUCUCCUAAGAAGAAUUCCAAAUCCUUGGAUGUUGCUGAUGCUGCUCCUGCCUAUCAUUUCUCAUCCGCUUCGUUUCCUUCCCUUUCUGCUUCAGCUUCUUCUGCUCUCGAUAGGGUUUCCGAGGAUGCUAUCAAUCAGGUUGAUCAAUUCCUUCGUGAGGCUUUGCAUAACCCUCGGGAGCGUCUAUCAAUUUUGCGCAUGGAGCAAGAUGUUGAAAAGUUUAUCCGUGAUCCUGCUCGACAGCAACUAGAGUUUCAGCAGCUGCCUACUUCAUAUUUACGGUUAGCUGCGCAUCGGGUUGCCCAACAUUACUCGCUGCAGUCCAUGGUUCUAUUGGAUAACAGUUUACCUGAUGGGUCUGGUUCCAAAAUUAUUGUUCGCAAGACUUCUGAAUGUCGUCAUCCAGCUAUCCGCCUUGCAGAUAUUCCCGUAAAUCUACCAACAGAAGAAAACAGUAGCAUGAAGGUUGCUAUUAAACAGAGGCCACAGAAGCGGUCCCAACUAGCAAGAGAUGCAAGUGCAAAUUCGUCAAAAACGAGUGGUUCCAAAAGUGUGGAAGAGAGGAAAGAGGAGUAUAAUAAAGCUCGUGCUCGAAUAUUUAGCUCCAGCAGCAAUUCAGGCAGUCAUGCAGGUGGGAAAGUAGAUGCUGAUCCUAGACCACAGGAUAGUUAUCGUGGUUCUUUGAGUGCUGCAAAGGUUGAGGAGAAGAUGAUUCCUGGAAUUCCUGAUACAAAUUUUAGUAGGGGUUUGAUUGACUGUUCCACGAGUAGCAGUAGAAUAAGUAGAAGUAGGACUGACAAGGAGCUGCCUAGUAGGCAGUACAAACCAAAUAGUAGGGUAGCCAUUUUUAGAGAUCGUGAGAUUGACAGCAAGGACCCCGAUUAUGACAGGAGUUAUGAUAGGUAUAUGCAGAGAUUUGAUCCUGGGUUUGGCUUCAGUGGCGGCCCAUACCCUGUGCAGCCCAUGUAUGCUCCUGCAGUGAACUACAACACUGAAUUUCCACAACUUGGCUCUGCUCAUAGACAGGCUGUUUCAGAAUGUCAGCCAAGACCACUCCCUCCUCCUCAUGUACCUGGGCCAUGGAAUACCCAGUCAUCUCCUGCAGGUUUGGGUUACGGUCAUCGAGAAGCAAUGAUUAGGCCUUUUAACCCAAAUGUUGAUGCACAUUCAUCUUCUGGUGUGUAUCUGCAUUCCUCUCAGUAUCCCGGUCAGCAGACUGGAAUGCAUUUUAUUCAUCCUCACGAACAAACUCAUCAACCCUUUUCACAGCAGUACCAACAGCAACCAGAUGCAAGUUUUGGAUUAGCGCGGCCCCGGUGAGGGGCAUGGGCCAUGCCUGCUCCCUGCCAUCUGGUAGUUGAGAUAUAUCGUGGGGUUUUCAGUGAAUUUUUUUUACUUGAAAUGGCAGGGAGCAGGCAUGAAGAACUGAGGUGGGCAAAGAAGAAGGAUCUAUAUUUUCUGGGAUUUGAUACGCUUCUCCCCACCAUCAGUUUCAUUGGAGCUUCUUACAUCUCUUAUGGUUGGCGAGGAAGCUCAAUGAUUUGAAGUUUGUGUUAGUAGGCUGAGCUGUUCAGGUUGCUCUUGCUACUGAUAAUGUUCAAAGAAGAAUCAGCAGCCUGUUGGGAAUGCUCCUGCAAGAUUUUGGACGAAGCGCAUGGUAGGAUAUGGUUUUUCAUCAUUGCAAAACUAGUGCUGUGCUUGUACGGAUGUAAAAAAUUUAGCAAAAUGAAAUGUCAAGUAAGAAACCUCGAAUGACACAGUCAAGUGAAGAUCGAACUUGGGAUAGACAUGUGGAUCAAGAGAGAGCUGUUGCUGCCGAGGGGCGAGUACCAGUCAGGAACCUCAUAUUCUUGCCAACAUCGAUUCCACAUUUUUAGCUAUGAGCUCUGCUAAAUCCUAUGUUUAUUCUUUCUCAGGGUCAAAUACGGAUGCCUGGUGAAUGGAAAUCGUGUUUCAUUUCCUGUUCACCUUUAGCAGUUGGAGCAAAUCUUGGGAUUGGCUACUCGUAGGAUCGAGUGGCAGUUUCUUCACUCCUUGAUCAAAACGCAGCUUUGGCUGGUAUCGAGCUUUGAUAAUGGAGGGAGGGUGGCGCGGUUGCUCUUUGUGAAUAAUCAUCAAGUUCAUACUUUGAAUGUAAGUUGCAUACAGCAUCAUAUACACCAUAUCUUCAGCUUCUCGUACCUGAAGAAUCUCUGUACUAUACUUCAACACCUUUCUAUAUUUGAUUUAGUAUAGUAUUAGAAUCAUUAUAUAUGGUGAAUCUUUAAUUAUAGGUUUGAACAUCGUUGUGGAGAGUUGAGACUGGAAAUUUUCUUGUGAUUUUUAUUAAAGAUCAUCGAUAAUAUAUUUAGUUAAUUGCAAAUAA
Cucumis melo (muskmelon) is the source of this 2757-nucleotide messenger RNA. RefSeq lists its product as uncharacterized. The record is from RefSeq and is a predicted model, not a curated record. Lineage: Eukaryota; Viridiplantae; Streptophyta; Magnoliopsida; Cucurbitales; Cucurbitaceae. Gene Ontology annotation, molecular function: nucleic acid binding. The transcript has 6 exons. Bases 297 to 1712 code for a protein of 471 amino acids.